AUGUCAGCGUCGUUAGGCGGGAAAUCGCUAAAUCUGUGUCAUGGACCAAAGGAUGGUUUUGUUACAGUGAGGAAAAGAGAUUUAGAGAAGCUAACCACAGAAGUCAUGCAGCUGAGGGAGUUCCUGCCUAGAGUUCUGAAUGGGAACCUGAUUGAAAUGCUGCGCAAAGCUCAAGCAGCACAGACACUGAAGGAACAUCUUGCACAGGAACAGGAACAGCUGCGACAGGAGUGUCUUCAUCUUCAGUCCCGACUAGAUGCAGUGCAGACUGAAUGUCAGAAAGAGAGAGAGGAGAAGCUGUUGUUACGUGAGCAGCUGUGGCAGAGUGGAGCAGAGCUGCAGCAGCAGGCAGACUUCUGUUCUGGUCUGGGAUCUGCAGCCUGCAGCCUGCUGUGGAGUUGCUCUGCCCAGAAGGACACAGUCACUAACUGGCUGGCUGAUGGGAAGUUGCAGUCCUUCUUGGCUGUAGCUGCUCAGACUCUGGAGAGCUUCGUCAGGUCUCUGGAUGAAGAGGUGAAAACACAAACUGAAGACCACAACUCUCAGGAGCACCAGUUUGUUUUGGCUCUGGCUGGAACAAUCACUAACAUAGCAGCAGUAACAUGUGGGAGAGACUUCCUGACCAGCUCGGCUCACAUUCUGCUGGACACUCUGAUGAGACUGCUGGAGCUGAUGAAGCCUGGAGUCUUCCCCAAACUUAAAGUUUUGAUGCUGAUGGCUUUGUAUAACGUCAGCAUCAGUGUUAAAGGGCUGAAGUACAUCAGUGAGAACCCAGGCCUGCUGCCUCUCAUCUGGACCCUGCUGGAAGAUGGAGACUGGGAGGUAUGUCUACACUCUCUGCGUCUCCUGCAGUCAGUAUUAUUGGAGGAGGAGGCGCUGCUCCUGCUGGGCUCCUCUUUGCUGGAUCCAGAUUUCCAGACUCGUGUCAGCUUGCUCACCUCCAGUGUGCAGCCCAGCCUGAGACUAGCUGCCCAGCAGACCAUGGAAGACCUGCAAGCACUCCAACAGCCCGUGUAA
Molecule: messenger RNA, 1017 nt
Organism: Scomber japonicus (chub mackerel)
Lineage: Eukaryota; Metazoa; Chordata; Actinopteri; Scombriformes; Scombridae
Gene: hsf2bp
Product: heat shock transcription factor 2 binding protein
Exons: 9
Coding region: 1-1017 (338 amino acids)
Cellular component (GO): cytosol
Source: RefSeq, a predicted model, not a curated record